GUUCAGGUGGGUUCCUUGUGCCGGGUUCCCCCGGGUCCCCCCGGCGCUGAGAUGGCGGAGGGAGCGGCUGCCCGCGCUCUCCUCCUUGCCCGGCUCGCUGGGGACGAGGCGGUGCCGCAGCAGCGAUGGCUCAUCCCGGCUGCUCUCGCUGGGACACAGGGGUGAUCCGUGCCCGGGACACUUCCCGGCCCUGCGGCCCCGGGCAGUGACCUCUCCUCAUGUCCCUUUCAGUGUGCCACCAGCGCGGGUGUGAAGCUGUUCCCGAGGCCGAUCUCCCAAAGGCUUUUUCAGCACUCCUGAUGUCUCCGGAGCAAGGGGCUGUUUGUUCCCAGCAGAGAGAUGCCGGCUGUGAGCUGGAGGAGAGUGAAUUGUGCUCCCUUCAUGGAGUUGUGAAGGAGCGCCUGCAUCUCCAGGAGGCACCAGCAGAUGGGGUUGCACACUUGCCUGGGGUGCAAGAAGCCACUUGUCAUGAGCAGGGGGAUGCCACUUGUAAACGUGCAGGAAAUGAAGAUGUGGAGAGUGGAUUCUGCAGCCGUGAUGGGAGUGUGAGGGAGCCCCUGCAUACCCAGGGCACUAAUGUACACAGGAUCCUCAGAAGAUUCCCAGGCAAGCGGUUCAGGUGCCGUGCCGUGCCCGUGUUGGUGCUGGUUGUGCUCGUGUUGCUGGUGCUGGCUUUGGCGGUGGCCUUGGCUGUGCAGUCAGCGCCACAGCUUCCAGUCACACCUGCGACUCCGCUCUUGGUUCUGGGCCCUCACCCUGGCUGGGUUGGAUGCAAUGGAGUCUGGUACUACUUCUCCAGGGAUUCCAGCACGUGGGAGCAGGGUCAGGAACGGUGCUCCAAGCUCGGGGCCUCCCUGGCCAUUGUCAAGGAUGAGGACCUGGGUUUGCUCUUCCGCCUCCGCGGGAACGUCGAUUACUGGCUCGGGCUGCGCAGACGGGGCCAGCGCCUGCACUGGGGGGACGGCAGCAACUUCAGCUCCCGGGUUCAUGUCCUUGGCGAUUCCGAGUGUGUGUACCUGGCUGACAAUAAAUUGGUGAGUCAGAGCUGCUCCAAUGAGCGUCCGUACCUGUGCAGCAAGGCCCAAGCUCCCCUGUGACAGGGGCUGCAGAAAGGACCUUCUCCACGCUGGGCAGUGCCAGCUUCACCUCUCAGCCCGGCACAGCACUGUCUAUGGAUGCUGACCAUUUGUGUGAGUUUAGGUUUCAGGCUCUGCCAGGGUCAGUGUAAAAGAGAGGCGAGCAACUUUCUUAUUCUGGGCUGGGAAAAUCUUAAGGAUGAACCAAAACAAUCCUUGCAUUUCCCCCGCUGUCUGUGCGCUCCCGCGGCUCUGCGGGCGCUGGUUCCCCCCGUGUGCGGUGGCAGCAGAGGUGGGGCACAGGCGGUGCCUCUCCUUUCCCUCCCCGCCCCACUCCGCCACUUUUCUUCCCCCUCCCACUCGAACCUGGGCAGAGCCGGCAGAGGCACGGCCGGGCCGGUCCUGUCCGCUCCUUUCCCCUUCCCCCGCCCUGCACGGCGGAGCAAAGAGCGCUCUUGCCGCUCGCCGCCUUCCCCCCGCCAGGAGCGCCGCAGCCGCUCCCUCCCUCCUUGCUCCCGAGCCGAGCUGUGCAGAGCCGCAAAAGGGCGGCUGGGGCCGCGUCCGCCUCUCGGGACAGCUUGUGAGGCUGCUGGAGGUGCUUGUUUGAAAUUUCAGGUGGAGCUUUUUUACCGGGAAAUGGGGCCUGGUUUGCCCCAUCUCCCGCAGCCCCGCGGAGCUGUGGCCGUGCGGGGCGGCCCUGGGGCCCCGAAGCCGCUGCUGCAGACACGGCAGGGCCGAGCAGCGGCCGCUGCGGCGGGAGGAAGCUUUUCUUUUCAGAGGAAAGAUGUAAUAAACAUGGGAUAAUUCAUGUUAAAAUAUAUGUAUAUGUAUAUAGUAAGAUAUGUCUAUAGGAAUAAAUAAAACUGGCAAAUCCGGGCUUGUAGCAAAUGCGCUUUAGGACAAACAAAAGCUGCUGCCAGGGAUUCAAGGUGGAACUGGAGACUCGAGAAUCACCGACAUUAACAACAGAAAGAGGGAUGGACUGACCCUCCUGGGCGAUGGGGUCUGUAGUGUGCCCAGGUAUCAGGAGCUAUAUCGAUUUAGCAGCAAUAUCGAGAAGACACCUCUCUAUUCACCGUCUCAUCUCUCUACUCACACUUUUUUGAGGGACUGAAUCUUCCCUCGAAAAGCCCUGUUCAGCAGACGAGCAGACAGAAAGAAACCUGUGAGGAAAAGAAGAAAGACAAAAGUCUAUGUGGGCCACGGGAAAAAAAAGUGUAUAUAAGUGUAUAUAGGUGUAUAGAAGUGUAUAUAGCUGUAUAUAAUGGGACCCCAAAAAGGGCUGAAUUUGUGAACAGGGGGCACUAUGGUGCAAUAGAGGCCGUAGUUAAAGUUCACCCAGUGCCCAUUCCCGGGUCUCGACAGUGAGCUUCCAAUUGCUGGCUUGUCUGAAAUUUCUGUAUGUUGAUUCUUUAAUUAAUAAAAAUUGUUUUAUUAAUUGGGAAUUAGCUAAUAUUUGUAACA
Messenger RNA from Prinia subflava (tawny-flanked prinia), 2540 nucleotides. Its product is annotated as C-type lectin domain family 2 member H-like. The transcript is spliced from 5 exons. Bases 219 to 1097 code for a protein of 292 amino acids. The record is from RefSeq and is a predicted model, not a curated record. Lineage: Eukaryota; Metazoa; Chordata; Aves; Passeriformes; Cisticolidae.